Messenger RNA from Oncorhynchus mykiss (rainbow trout), 4220 nucleotides. RefSeq lists its product as uncharacterized. The record is from RefSeq and is a predicted model, not a curated record. NCBI's taxonomy places the organism in Eukaryota, Metazoa, Chordata, Actinopteri, Salmoniformes, Salmonidae.
CUGCAUCACCAUGGCAGUCCCAAUGCAUCAGGGUCAAAUAUGACCAUGUGAGAAGUAAAAGUGAGUGAAAUGCAAUGUCGAUAGUCUUAGGUAGACAUGUCUGUUUGUAGUCGUGAUGCUGUGCAGAUGAUUUCAGCACCAGUGUCGUGGGAACAGCUCCACACUAUGUUGCAUGCUUUUGCUGAAGUGCGUGCAUGUGACCAAUAUAAUGUACGUUGGGGUUCAAGGCGUUUUUUCAGUUUAUUGAUCGCGUAUCUGUAGGUCGUAUAGGCUACGCUUGAUGUUCUACUGUAUACGUUUCCUCUAAGCUUUUCAGAAGGCAGAGGAGCCUGCAAUGUAGACUCAAGUGAUGAAUGUGGAACACAGAUGUGCAUCCACUGUGGGUGUGUGUGGACAGAGUACAGCUUUCGCAUUGUGUGAUACGUCAUUGCGAUCCAUGAUCAUUCUCUCUGCUCCCCAUAUCGCCACUCCGGCCGGUCCUCGACUCUGAAACGGCUUCGACUAGACAGUUUCACCAGGUAAAUCUAAUGGGACAGUCAAGGCCUUUGAUUCCAUUUGCCUCGUCGCGCUGAGGUUGGAGAGGACAUAUUACUACCCCGAAGUGAAAAUCAAAGCCCAACGAAAUGACAAACAAGGAGUCCGAGGAUGUGGGUCUCUCCAUACCACUGUGCAUCUACAACGGAGCUUCCCAAACCAAUGGUACCUGCAUGGACCAAAUUGGCCGCUUCUUCCAACCGUUCUCCUCGACCUUUGCGCUCAUGGUGCUGGUGGCCAUGAUAAUUGGGAUAAUAUUGGUUUCCCUGGCAGCAUUUCACUUUAACAAGAGGAGAAUGAAGAAGAGGAAGAUCCAACGUGCCCAGGAGGAAUACGAGCGUGACAACCUCAGCCCGUCCACCAAGGCGAAGAGAGAGCCUAUGAGACCAUGCAUUAUUGUCCGACCAUCGCCUCGAGAUAGCAAACACCGGCCACACUCCGCUGUCCAAAAUACCAGUUAUCACAUUCAGGAGGACGUCGGUACCUUACCCAUUACAAAUAAUGCGUCAGAAUUGGAUAUGGCACACAUUGAGCAAGGAGACGGACAAGUGCUGGAAACGGUCGUCUUGUCUUGAUAACGCUGCAAUUGAAAGUGUUGGGACUUUGUAAAUAAUCAACAUCCACGUUAUAGUUCAGGUGUAACUGACAAAAAACAUACAUUUGGGAUUAACUGGGAAAGCAAUAUGGCACAAAAACAAACAAUAUGACCUCAAGGAACUAUGUUUGCCAUUUUCAUCACAAAUCACACCGAGUGGAUUGAUAUGUGCCACGUUUGUAAAUCGUGUAUAAAAGUAGAGUCCGUCAGUAUAUUGGAAUACAUUUGUGGAAUAAUUUCAUUUGGUAGAGUAUUGUAAAUUGAAGACGGGCCACAAAGAAAGAGCGCUGUCCGUGGUUAUGAAAUCCCAGGCCCACUCGAAAGAGCGCUGUCCAUGGUGCUGAAAUGUAGAUACGUUCAUGUGCCCCUAGCACAAUUUCGUUGUGUAGAUGUAAAUUGCUAGUUGUCCAAGUAUUCUAAAGUAUUUAUUUCUGCGACUAUUUCUACUACUGGACUUGCAAAUGGUAGAAUUCGAUUUUUAUCUAAAGAAACAUUUCCCCAAAAGUUCAAUCAAACUUCUUAAAACCAGUUCCACAGAACAAGCUUCACUUUAUAAAUCAUUCUUUUAUGUAAUAUGCUCUGGCGACCAUGCAUUCCUCUUAGUCUCAAUCCAUUUGAUUUUAUUUGUACAACGCUUUCAAACGAAGAGCAAGUAAAUGUAGGAAAAUACCUUAUGAGGAACCAGACUCUCUGAUUGGCAUGUGCUUUGGCACCCUUUCACAACGUUUUGAAGGAGCUAUCAAAUAAAGCUUUUAUGUCAUGUUUGACAAGGUCUCACAAACCUACUUCAGGCUUUUUGCUUUGCUAAAAGUGUGGCAAGCGGUUUAAGUUGCCAUUUGUUGCGGUUAGGCAGUGCAGACUGUAUUUAGAAAUGGCCUCAAAUAAUUAUUUUCAAAGAUACAUAGUUUAAUUAAAAUUAUGCAUUUUUAUUGGUUGUUGAUAUAAAGGACAUCGAUCUUUUCUUUAAUGUCUUGAAGAUGACUGUAGGUUCUAGCAUGUGUGACUUCUUGUAGGGCACAAUGCGUUUGGUUUGUAAUAAUGCACUGUUCCAGAUUUAAUUUUUUCAUGUGCCAGAUAGCUGUGAGUCCUAAUAGCCUAUAGCAGUCCAGUAUUUAUAAUGUACCCUCUGAAAUGUAAUAAAUGGGGCAUCAUAAAUAUUUCUUCAUGCUUAUUUUCUUUGUCAUGAAAGUCAUAUUUUGUCUCCUUUUCUACCUUGAGCCACGUUACGUCAAACAGAAUACUGGUGUAACAAAACAUUUCCAGGUGAACAAAAAGGAGAGCAGUCAUUGAUAAUACCAAUCAAAGAUCAAUAGAGUUUAAUACAAUAAUUCAGGUAGACGCCUCCAGAACAGAAGCAUAGAAAAUGUCUAACAGGUCUCUUGGAGACAGGCCAAUUCUAAUCAGACAGUAGGCUACCAAAAGUUAUCUACACAUCAGCGCAAGAUGCUUGUACAAAGUCAGUGAAAACCAAAGACAGUGGCCUUGUCCAAAAUCUGGCUUGCCUAGGCUACUACUUACUGAAUACUAUGUACCAGAGGAGCUAUAGGAGCACGGGCUCAUUGUAUUGGGUGGAAUGGAAUAAAUGGAACUGUAUAAAACACAUGAAAACCACAUUUGACUCAUUUCAUAUUCCAUUCCAGCCAAUACAAUGAGCCCGUGCUCCUAUAGCUCUUCCCACCAGCAGCAGCCUCUGAUGUGUACUAAUCGUACUACAUCAAAUUUAGAACGUACUGAGGGCUCUGCUACUUUGAUGAGCAACCAGAAAUAACUAUUGAUAACGAACUCCUUGAUCCUGCUUUGUAGUAUACCCUUCUGUUAACGAAUGCAUUAAGCAACAAAUAUCAGCAUGCUAGGCUAUAGCCGCAGUAAGAUGUUUGGGCUGCACUCGGCUCAUACUACUGAGAAUGUCAGAUUGGUACAGCACGUCCCCUAAGGUGAUUAUCACCUGUUGUCAGACACUUAAAUCUCGAAAGACGAUAAUCGUCCUCAAUAGUGUGCAGCAAAUUCCAAAACUAGAGGAGAAGCCAAAAUAAGUAUGACAUCCCAGCAUUUAAAGCAUGCUGAAUUUGACAUUUCACAUAGGCUUACUAUACAGCUUUUUGUCACAUAGGUCUAACUAAAAUGCUGACUAUUUAAAACGCAAGUAGGCCUAUGGGUAUUCGGACAUGACCAUUGACUUUGCCAGCUGCAACAGAAUCACACAGUGUUCAUAAUACCGUCAAUACAAUAAUAGUGUCAUCGGUCCUUGUACCUUCAGUAACUCUGGUGUCAAUCACUAUCAAACGAUAUGAGAACAUCCCUUAUCAAGUCUAGUGACCAUCAACCCGGCCUACACAAAUUAGUAACAAAUAGAACAAUGGAAAUCAUGAAUAUUACAGAAACCGAAAACAAAUAUGCUAAGCAUUGUUAAUUACUCUAAACUGAAUAUUAACUUUAUUCAUCUUAAAUAUUACCAUUACAGGUAGCUUGUAAUAUUAAUGGAACAUUGUGAUGUUGGAAAACUCUUGUGCAUUCUGAGCCUCACUUUGAGGGUAGAAAGGAUGAUCCUCUCAAAGAAAGGGGAUGCCUAGUCAGUUGCACAAGUGAACGCAUUCAACCAAAAUGUGUCUUAAAUCGACCUUGGCUCUAUCAGUAACCCAAGGGGUUCCUUGAUCUUAUUGAAUCUAAAGUCACACCUACCUCUCCUGAUUGGAUCAUUGGGUAUUUGAGUGCUUUUACAGGUUCUCUAACAGGAGUCUAUGGCAGUGGAUUUCCAUUGGAUAGUACAGCCAGUCAAAAUUGGCUAUCAUAAAAAUUCCUGAAAACAAAUGUGCUAUUUGGUUUUAAUUUAAGGUUAGGCAUAAGGUUGGCAGUAUGGUUAAUGUUAGGGUUAGAAUAGAAUUUUAAUAAUACAUUGUAGAAAUUGGCAGCUUAAUUACCUUGUGGCUGUGGUAACUAGUGAGGCAAAGGCCCUUUGCCAGGUGCCAGAAGAGCAUGUUCCUAAUUGUUUCCUAAAAAAACAGCCCGGGGCCGUCAUUGUAAAUAAAAAUUUGUUCUUAAUUGACUCGCCUGGAUAAAUAAAGGUUAAAUAAAAGAAAUCCCUGGCUGAAAA